UCCAGUCAGCAGUGACAGCGCAACUGCAGGAAUGGUGCGUCAGGUGAGUGGUGAGCAGUUAUUUGACUAUCAUUGAAUGAAAAAUGAGCACCCCGGGACACUUUCUAAGGAGUUAUUCAAAGGAGAGCUGUUCCAUUUCAAUAUAAUGGAUCGCCGGACUGUUUUGCUGGUGUUUUUCUGCUUUCUGCUCAUCACUGUGCGCUCAGAAGUGCAGAAUGAUUUUUCACCUGAAUGCCGUGAAUUCAUGUAUAUGGGCACGCCCCCGCGGGGUCUGGAGAACCGCUCCCUGAAAAAGAUCUGCCAGCGUUAUAACGGCAAGCCCCGGUAUGUCACUCUGUAUGAUGUGGUGGAUCACAUCCCGGUGUAUUCUGCGUACACUUUCAAACGCUCCGAUGGCUUCAAGAAGGUUGAUGUUCCCUGGAUGUUCGAGCCUCAGCUCUCCACAGAAACAGACUCUGGUGAGAUGCAGCCAUUUCCUUCCAAUGAUGUCCAUGACAGUUUUGCAGAUGCCCAGGCCAUCUUGGAAGACUACUCAAACAUUGUUGAGUUCGAACGAGGCCAUUUGAACCCCGAUGAGCACCAGGCUCACCCUGAUGACAAGGCAGCUACGUACACCCUCACCAAUGUCGUCCCACAGGUCCGCGAGUUCAAUGUGGGCUACUGGAAACAGCACGAGCACAUGAUCCGCCGUCGACUCAACAACUACUGCCGUGGUAAGGCAUACAUAGUCACGGGGGUCACCACAUCUGGUAGGAUGAUCCGUAGACACAACAUCGACCGAGUGGCCGUUCCUACCUACCUGUGGUCAGCAUACUGCUGCGUAGAUUACGAUCACAAUGCACCAUUCGAUGAGCGAUCCAAAUUCCCAGUCUUUGCAGCUCAUGGGCUCAACGAGAAAGAAGGAGCAGAGGUCAUAGAGAUGUCUGUGCAGCAACUGGAAGAUUUUUUGAAGAAGAACACCUUUGUGGACAAGAGGUUUCAGAUUUUCUUUGGGAACUGUGAGCCUAAUGAUGCCAUAAUGACAGUCCAGACUUAAGUGUCUUCAUCUUGUUUCUCUAAAAUCCAUAAACAAAAAUAUUUCACCGGUCAGAAUUGUGUUCUGUAGAAUUAAUAUUUUACCAUAUGCUCUAUAUUUUACAACCUAAUGACAAAGAAAAGGCCAUUUUAGAUUCCACUGAAAACAUUCUUUAUUUUUUUUUACAAAACAAUUUUUGCAUCUAUACUACCAUUCAAAAGUUUGGGGUCAGUGAGAUUUUUGAAAGAAGUCUGUUAUUGUUUACCAAGACUGCAUUUAUUUGAUGAAAGAUAAAACUGUAAUAUUGUGAAAUAUUAUAACAAUUUAAAAUAACUUCUUUUUUUUUUGGAAAACAUUAUCCAUUUCUUUUUUAAUUGGAAAUUUUGUAACAUUAUAAAUGUCUGUCCUGUCACUUUUGAUCAAUUAAAUCAUCCUGGCUAAAUAUAUAUAUUUUUUAUUAAAAAUUAACUACAUAAACGAAUAACAGACCACAAACUUUUGAUUGGUAGUGUCUGUGCUUUAAAAACCUAGAAAUCAGUUAAAGAACAUUUUGAGAAUCACACCCUGAAGAAUAUUCCCUAAGAUGCAUUUUACUUACUGUGUAUGAUUAUGGGCAGAAAACAUAAAUAAUUGGAUAUAACACUAAUCACUUUUCAUCUUUUUUUUUUUUUUUUUUUUUUUUUUUUUUUGAAGGGUAAAAAUCUGUAUUCAUUUCCUUUAGCCUUAAGUGGUAGAAUGAAGAACCAAUUUCAGUUUCAGAAAUAUUUUAUAUCUUUUAAUUGAGAAUAUUUAUACAUGAGAGGACUGAAAAGAGUGAUGAAAUGAGAGAGGUUUAUUGACUGUAAUCAUCUGGGGCCUUAGGGGUUUUAUUAGGUCCAUUAACUUCUUUAUAAAACUGCAACAACUAAACUUUUUCUCACAUUGUAAGCAUGUUUACUGCAAUUUAUCUGAAUACUGUAACUCUUCUAAAAUAAAAACUGACCACUUAAUCUUC
Messenger RNA from Cyprinus carpio (common carp), 2009 nucleotides. Its product is annotated as endonuclease domain-containing 1 protein-like. The record is from RefSeq and is a predicted model, not a curated record. Gene Ontology annotation, molecular function: hydrolase activity; nucleic acid binding; metal ion binding. NCBI's taxonomy places the organism in Eukaryota, Metazoa, Chordata, Actinopteri, Cypriniformes, Cyprinidae.